Messenger RNA from Ceratotherium simum simum (southern white rhinoceros), 3745 nucleotides. It is a transcript of the gene AGAP1, whose product is annotated as ArfGAP with GTPase domain, ankyrin repeat and PH domain 1. NCBI's taxonomy places the organism in Eukaryota, Metazoa, Chordata, Mammalia, Perissodactyla, Rhinocerotidae. The record is from RefSeq and is a predicted model, not a curated record. Gene Ontology annotation, biological process: activation of GTPase activity. Gene Ontology annotation, molecular function: protein binding; GTP binding; GTPase activity.
CGCGGCUCCGGGCGCGGCGCCUGCACCAUGAACUACCAGCAGCAGCUGGCCAACUCGGCUGCCAUCCGGGCCGAGAUCCAGCGCUUCGAGUCGGUCCACCCCAACAUCUACUCCAUCUACGAGCUGCUGGAGCGCGUGGAGGAGCCGGUGCUGCAGAACCAGAUCCGGGAGCACGUCAUCGCCAUCGAAGAUGCCUUUGUGAAUAGCCAGGAAUGGACGCUAAGUCGAUCUGUCCCGGAGCUCAAAGUGGGAAUCGUGGGUAACCUGGCCAGUGGCAAGUCAGCGCUGGUGCACCGGUACCUGACCGGCACGUACGUCCAGGAGGAGUCUCCCGAAGGUGGCAGAUUCAAGAAGGAGAUUGUGGUGGACGGACAAAGCUAUCUGCUGCUGAUCAGAGAUGAAGGGGGCCCCCCAGAGGCACAGUUUGCCAUGUGGGUGGACGCUGUCAUCUUUGUCUUCAGCUUGGAGGACGAGAUAAGUUUCCAGACCGUUUACCACUACUACAGCCGCAUGGCCAGCUGCCGGAACACGAACGAGAUCCCUCUGGUUCUGGUGGGGACCCAGGAUGCCAUAAGUUCCACCAACCCGCGGGUCAUCGAUGACGCCAGGGCGCGGAAGCUCUCCAGCGACCUGAAGAGGUGUACAUACUACGAGACGUGUGCCACGUACGGGCUCAACGUGGAGAGGGUCUUCCAGGACGUUGCCCAGAAGAUUGUUGCCACAAGGAAGAAGCAGCAGCUGUCCAUAGGACCCUGCAAGUCGCUCCCCAACUCUCCAAGCCACUCGUCUGUGUGUUCCGCACAGGUGUCUGCUGUGCACAUAAGCCAGACAAGUAAUGGAGGUGGGAGCUUAAGUGACUAUUCCUCCUCCGUCCCGUCCACGCCGAGCACCAGCCAGAAAGAACUGCGAAUAGAUGUCCCUCCCACUGCCAACACACCAACGCCCGUCCGGAAGCAGUCCAAGCGCCGGUCCAACCUUUUCACCUCUCGGAAAGGGAGUGACCCAGACAAAGAGAAGAAAGGCCUGGAGAGUCGUGCGGACAGCAUCGGGAGCGGUCGAGCCAUCCCAAUUAAACAGGGCAUGCUGUUGAAGCGAAGUGGCAAGUCACUGAACAAAGAGUGGAAGAAGAAAUACGUCACCCUGUGUGACAAUGGCGUGCUGACCUAUCACCCCAGUUUACAUGAUUACAUGCAGAAUGUUCAUGGUAAAGAGAUUGAUCUUCUGAGAACCACUGUGAAAGUACCAGGGAAGAGGCCACCCCGAGCCACGUCAGCCUGUGCGCCUAUCUCCAGCCCUAAAACCAAUGGCCUGUCCAAGGACAUGAGCAGUUUACACAUCUCACCAAAUUCAGGGAAUGUCUCUAGUGCGUCUGGGUCUCAGAUGGCAAGCGGCAUCAGCCUGGUGUCCUUCAGCAGCCGGCCGGACGGCAUGCAGCAACGCUCCUACUCUGUCUCCAGUGCCGACCAGUGGAGUGAGGCUACGGUCAUUGCAAACUCGGCCAUCAGCAGUGACACGGGGUUGGGCGACUCAGUGUGCUCCAGCCCGAGCAUCUCCAGCACCACCAGCCCCAAGCUCGACCCACCCCCCUCCCCUCACGCCAACAGAAAGAAGCACCGAAGGAAGAAAAGUACCAGCAACUUCAAAGCCGACGGGCUCUCCAGCACCGCUGAAGAACAAGAAGAAAACUUUGAGUUUAUCAUUGUGUCCCUCACUGGCCAGACGUGGCACUUUGAAGCCACCACAUAUGAAGAGCGAGAUGCGUGGGUCCAAGCCAUCGAGAGCCAGAUCCUAGCCAGCUUACAGUCAUGUGAGAGCAGCAAGAAUAAGUCCCGGCUGACGAGCCAGAGCGAGGCCAUGGCCUUGCAGUCGAUACGAAACAUCCGAGGGAAUUCCCACUGUGUGGACUGCGAGACCCAGAAUCCCAACUGGGCCAGUUUGAAUUUGGGAGCCCUCAUGUGCAUCGAGUGCUCAGGGAUCCACCGGAAUCUUGGCACCCACCUUUCUCGAGUCCGAUCCCUGGACCUGGACGACUGGCCCAUUGAGCUCAUCAAGGUGAUGUCGUCCAUCGGGAAUGAGCUGGCCAACAGCGUCUGGGAAGAGAGCAGCCAGGGGCGGACAAAGCCCUCACUGGACUCCACGAGGGAAGAGAAGGAGCGGUGGAUCCGGGCCAAGUACGAGCAGAAGCUCUUCCUGGCCCCGCUGCCGUGCACGGAGCUGUCGCUGGGCCAACACCUGCUGCGGGCCACCGCCGACGAGGACCUGCGGGCGGUCAUCCUGCUGCUGGCGCACGGCUCCCGGGACGAGGUGAACGAGACCUGCGGGGAGGGCGACGGCCGCACAGCGCUGCACCUGGCCUGCCGGAAGGGGAACGUGGUCCUGGCCCAGCUUCUGAUCUGGUACGGGGUGGACGUCAUGGCCCGCGACGCCCAUGGGAACACCGCGCUGGCCUACGCACGGCAGGCCUCCAGCCAGGAGUGCAUCGACGUCCUGCUGCAGUACGGCUGCCCCGAUGAGCGUUUCGUGCUCAUGGCAACCCCCAACCUGUCCAGGAAGAACAAUAACCGGAACAACAGCAGCGGGAGGGUGCCCACCAUCAUCUGAGGGGCGUCCGUGCCCACCUGCCCCGCCAUGCCUGGGCCACCUGCAGCCUCUCGAGCUCUCCCUGGAAGUUACAGCACGUGAGUCCUGUCGCGUCCCCUCACUCUUCCUGGUGGUCACCUGCCACCCACCCACCCACCCCAAACGAAAUCACCAAACCUAGACAGUCCUCACGGGGUGAAGAGGAGGCCAGGAGGCUGCAGAAUCGAUUCUUUCUCAUAAACCCCCCUGAUCGGCAAACAGGAGCGACCGAGGGCCUGGGUGGGUUGAUGAUAGCACACGGCGGCGCGGGACCCUUGUCCCCGUGGCCCGUAGACAGAGCACGGCACAAGGGACGGGACGAGAGGGGGAGGGGGGCGAGGAGAGGGGGUACCUCUCCUUAACUGGCUGUUAAGCACAUCAGUACAUUUCACCUCUACCGAACGGAACGCUUGGGUUUCAUCUCUUCUCUGAGGAGCUUGACGGCAUAAAUCAGAAGCAAGCAGAGUUUGUCAGGUUUGAAGCCCCUAUGAUGGUAUGUGUCAAAUCAGUUGUAGCUAAUCUGUCCAGGGAGAAUACUGGCUUCAUUACACUUGUAUAGUUGAGCUCUUCCAGCAUUACCGCUGUUUAAUAGAACGUGAUUAGUCAUCACCGAGAAGAAAGCAUAUUAGCCGAGGAGGUAGUUACGCCGCACGCUCCGAUGAUUGCCGUGAUGUGAUUGCAAUACUCUUAGAAGCAUCCGAUUAUCCCAGACAUGUUCUUUCGAGCCCUUGGAGCCCUCCUUUCUAAAUUCACUGUCAUAAUUUAGUAUCUGUUUAAUUUUUCAGUCCAAAGAGAAGAAAUCAGUCGCUGAAUGUUAUUGGACUGCAUUCUCCUUGGUGCAAAAACAAAAUGAAAAAAUAAAUAAGAGUAACUCGGAAAUUCAAAAGGAAAUCACAAAUUCAGCUAAUAAUAACAUUUUGAGUGCAUUUAGUAAACUAAGUCCAUGCAUAAAAGGCUAUUUUUUUCCCCAAACGUGAGAGAGAUUUUAUGUCUUUUGGCCAAGGCGGAUGUCUUGGGUCUUAGUCACUCCUGGGCCACAUUGCCCAAGUCACACAAGCUUCUGUAUUAUACCUUUAGAUAAGAUGUGUGAAAAUCUAUUUGAAUAAAAGAAGUUCAUAAAUAUGCA